AUGUCAUCUACUGUGAAGUUUGAAGGCCAUGUUUCAGUUAAAAGACCUAUCUUGGAUUCAUUGAUGAUCCAUAACUUUCAUGUAACACUCUUCUUCAAAGAUAUUAGAGAUCACUGCUGGGUACACAAAGAAAUAUUAUAAAAACUUAAGUAGUCUAUCUUCUAGAUAUCACGGACCACUCUAACGGGGAUAAAUAGUGAAAAAAAGGUAGAUUUCAUCACAACAGUUAAAAUCUUGAGCAUGAUAAAAAGAACAGUGAGAGGUCAAGUUUACAUUUCAUUCAAACAAAAAAGCCCUUAAUGUAGUAAAAGCUGAAUACAACUUCUAAAUAGAAGUUGUCUAAGAUGGAAGCAAAGUAAUUUUCGCUGUCCUUUACAAAUGUUUCAGUUUUUGGCAUGCAUGAAUGUUUGUAAUCAAUAAACUCAAUUCAAAAGUAAUCCAACAGAGACAUGUCCAGCAGCAUGAUAAAUCGACGGCUGUCAUUCAGAUAACGAGCAGAGGAAAAUUAUAAGCUUACAGUAUCUUGAAAACUGGAGUUAAGUGUUCUAGGAAAGAAUGAAAAUAUCGAAAAAAAGAGUUGUUUUAAAGACGAUCAAGUCAUUGGUUUCUGGCGUAAAAUUUAAUUCUACUCUGUACCAAACACUGAGAUUUAACAUAAUUUUGAGAGUGGGAUAAGCCAUAAAAACAACAUCAAAAGUGCGUUUGUGUUCACAACAUAAAAUAAACUCUACCCUAAUAGAGUUUGGCUCACAAAAGGAAGCAAAAUUUCGCAGAAACUUACUUUUUUGAACAGACUUUGUCUAAAGCGUCCAUUUUCAACAACACCUUCAAAGAAGCAGAUCUUCCCGCCUCGCUGUCAGCCGACGCUGUCACAACACCACAAACGUAUGUGCGAUGGUGAACCUUUGGCCACGGCGUCGCAAAAUUUUCGGAUCGUAAACUCCUUAGUAUUAUAAACAGGAGGCAAGCACCAUUAUUUUCAUUGAACGUUAUUUAGUCCACUUUGACUUUCUUGAAAGUAUCUUCAAACUGCUGUACUUCAUUUUUACUGUCAUGCAAAAUAAGUCAGAAAGAAACCCACAAACCCCCGAAAGGAAGUUACGUUUUUUAAAUCACAGCAGGCAACUGCAACAGCAAUUGAAAAAAACAUUUUUUUUAGAACUCCCACAAAUGUUUCACGCUGGUGUCAUUUUGGCCACAUCAUUGUAGACUCAUAUAUAGCCAAAAAAGCAAUAAGUUUAGACUACCAAUGUAUACUAAAUAUGUGGACUAGGGCCAAUACAAAAGACAUUUAAAGUGACAGUUUUUUACAUGUAAAGAUAUUAAAAGCUGAAUUUUUCACUCAUUGACAGGCACAUGAAAAUCAAGCUGAAUACAGCACUUGUCAAGACCUCUCUACAGAGAAUAAAGCACUCAAAAAGGAGAUCAGAGUAUAGCGAUUUAAAGUCACCAGACUGACUAACCAGAUGGUAAACAACCAAAACCAGUGGGUGGAGACUUUGCAGGAGAUCCAGUUACAUAAAUCUAAAGACAAGAUCAUUUAGUACCAGAUUGUGGUGAGUGUUCUGAAUUUGUGUUGGGGGGGGGAAGGAGUAUUCCAAAUUGUGGGCUAUACAAGACUUUGCAGUUAUUCUCAUUUGUGCUGUUUAUCUUUGAUGGAUAUUCCAUGUAUAUUAGUAAAAAGGCAGUCAACCCUUGGUUUUCAAACAACAUCCAAUUUUUUUUCCCGUUUAUUGCAAAUUACAGAAACUUUUCUAUCAGAUAAAUAAUCUAUUUGUUGUUGAUAGGCCACAAGUAAAGAUAAUCUAAGCCAUUAUGAUUCCUUUUCUCUAGAUAACACAGCACAAGCUCACAAUGCUCCCACUGUGUUUGGUGACCAGAAUUACAGUGUAGAUGACUUUACAGAGGAUAGUGAUGAUGAUGAUGAUGACAAUGAAGAGCCAGAGAAUGACGAUGAUCCUAGCUGGACUCCUGAAAAAUGA
Molecule: messenger RNA, 1982 nt
Organism: Porites evermanni
Lineage: Eukaryota; Metazoa; Cnidaria; Anthozoa; Scleractinia; Poritidae
Source: the annotation of a GenBank genome assembly